Messenger RNA from Zea mays, 2313 nucleotides. RefSeq lists its product as uncharacterized. The transcript has 5 exons. Bases 573 to 1883 code for a protein of 436 amino acids. The record is from RefSeq and is a predicted model, not a curated record. Lineage: Eukaryota; Viridiplantae; Streptophyta; Magnoliopsida; Poales; Poaceae. Gene Ontology annotation, molecular function: protein binding.
GCGUUGUCUGUUGUGGUCGCUCCGCACGUGACGUACACUUGUCCAGCCACCACCACCACUUGUUCUUUCCCUUCCCUUCCUUCGCCUCCGCUUCCUCCUCCUCCUCCUGCCCCUCCCCCACCCCCACCCGUCGGGACGCCUCCCCACUUUCCCCUCCCCCGGAUCCGCAUGGCGCCUCUGCAGCCCGCGCCGCUCGGCCUCCCGUAGCCGACGCCCGGCCCCGUCCCAGGUGCGUGUCGAGCGGAUCCGUGCCGCCCCUCCCUUCCCCCUUUGUUAACUUGGAUGCGUGUCUCGGCGCGAUUCGUGCUGUCGGACCGGCGGUUCGGCUCGCCGGAGGCGGGAAUGAGGGUUGUUCAGCUGGGUAGACGCGUUUCAGCUCGUAUCGUGGCGGGAUUCGGUGGGGGAGGACGCGGUUCUAAGCUGUGAUUUGGCCUCGAAAUUAUUUGGGAUUUCGGUGUCGACUGUCGAGAGGUGCCUCCUUCCGAGCAUCCUAAUCCUGAAUAAAAGGCUCAUCUUUGCACAGAGUCAUUGGAGGAAGUUUGAUGUUUCAGCAGUACUGUGACCUUUAUUAGAUGUCUUUCCGCAGCAUUGUGCGUGAUGUAAGAGAUGGCUUUGGGAGCUUGUCUCGAAGAGGGUUUGAGGUGAAGUUUCUGGGCCACCGCCGAGGCAGAUCUCACGGUGCUGUCCAUGAGCUGCGUGAUCCAGCCCCAGUGAUCCAGAGCAGUUGCUGGGCUAAUUUGCCCCCUGAAUUGCUUCGAGAUGUGAUUGAGAGGUUGGAGGCCAGUGAAGCCACAUGGCCUAACAGGAAGAGUGUAGUCUCUUGUGCAGCUGUUUGUCGGACCUGGAGAGAAAUCUGCAAAGAGAUCGUUAAGAAUCCAGAGUUCUCUGGAAAAAUCACUUUUCCUGUGUCCUUAAAGCAGCCUGGGCCUCGAGAUGUAACCAUCCAAUGCUUCAUCAAAAGGGAUAAAUCUACUCAAACCUACUACUUGUAUCUGUGCCUUAGCACAGCUGUGCUUGUUGAAAGUGGCAAGUUCCUCCUAUGUGCGAAACGGACCUCCCGCCCAACCUGUACAGAAUAUACAAUAUUUAUGAAUUCUGAAAAUUUAUCUAGGUCAAGCAAAAUGUACAUUGGAAAGCUGAGGUCGAAUCUCCUCGGCACAAAGUUUGCAAUAUAUGAUACCCAGCCCCCAUGCAAUGCAGCAGAACCCGGGAAAACAAGCCGUCGGUUCUACUCCCGGAAGGUGUCGCCAAAGGUCUCCUCCAGCACCUACAACAUAGCGCAGGUUUCAUAUGAGCUGAAUGUCUUGGGUACUCGGGGCCCUAGGCGGAUGAACUGUGUUAUGCACUCCAUCCCUACCUCGUGCCUUGAGGCUGGUGGCACUGUUCCCAGCCAGCUGGACAGCAUCCUUGCUCGCUCUACUGAUGAGUCAUUUGGCAGCAUUUCCUUCUCCAAGUCAUCUGUUGUGGACCGGUCUAUGCGUUUCAGCAGCUCAAGAUUCUCCGACAUCUCAAUGAGCAGCAGCCGCAGGAUUGGAGACACGGCAUCGGGAGACAAUGAUGAGUGCAAGGAGAGGCCAUUGAUUCUCCGGAACAAGGCCCCAAGGUGGCACGAGCAGCUGCAGUGCUGGUGCCUCAAUUUCAGGGGCAGGGUGACAGUCGCAUCUGUGAAGAACUUCCAGCUCGUUGCUGCCACGCAGCCCGCUGCUGGAGCACCAACCCCAUCACAGGCUACCCCAGUGCCGCCCGAGCACGAGAAGGUGAUCCUGCAAUUUGGGAAGGUGGCUAAGGACAUGUUCACCAUGGACUACCGUUACCCACUGUCAGCCUUCCAGGCCUUCGCGAUCUGCCUGAGCAGCUUCGACACCAAGCUGGCCUGCGAAUGAAGCCACCAGUCAUGGCUCAAAGUCAAGGACGAUCUGUCUGUUUCACGAAGACGGUGGCCCCAAAUUUUGCUGGGCCACCAUUCUGUUGUAUGUUGUUGAUGCCUUCUUAACUUACCUAGGAAGCUGCGUUUAGACAUUUUGCACCUGAUCUACAGCUGCUGCUGUGUUUCUGUCCUGAUCGCAUUGUUUUCCAUAGCUUUGCUCUGUGGAGCGGCAACUUGAUCUGCCCUGCCCUUAACUAGCCGGCAGGUUUAUUAAUUUGGUUUUCCAUACUAUGGUUGUAUUAACUGAGAAGAGACUCCGACACUUUCGUUGUGCCUACCUAAGUUCUGUCUGCCUUUGCCCUCUGGGAUAUGCAAAUGUGCAUCUUGUAAAAUUUCUGAAUUGCUUUUGUGGCAAGUCAUAGUAAUAAAAGAACUAGCUUCCAUUC